Molecule: messenger RNA, 993 nt
Organism: Mytilus trossulus (common blue mussel)
Lineage: Eukaryota; Metazoa; Mollusca; Bivalvia; Mytilida; Mytilidae
Product: collagen alpha-1(X) chain-like
Exons: 2
Coding region: 67-993 (308 amino acids)
Molecular function (GO): protein binding
Source: RefSeq, a predicted model, not a curated record
AGAUAAAGCACUGUGUGUUCAUAAAUAGCUCUAUUUGUCAUUGUUUCAACUUAAAACUAUUCAAAAAUGUUGCUAGCUACAUUUUUCUUGUUUGUCGUCUCAUUUAGUUGUUCGGUUGUUUGGUGUUUUAAUAUCAAAGCUGAAUUAUCCAAUUCUCCUUUAUAUAUUUCUGCGGCUGUUUCGAAAAUAUUGGAGGACAAUCAACUCUUCGAAUCGCAGUUGAAAGUCAUGGCAAACGAAAUGGAGAAUUAUAAAUCGAGGAUAAAAGUACUAGAAAGUGAUCUUGCAUUUACUAAAAGUGAGCUUAUAUCAACGAAACAGAAUGCAAAAGAUACCAAUAAUCGAGUAAUAGUGUUAGAACGUGAACUUCUGUUAACAAAGGAAAUGUCUAAAACAAGUGCUGAAAUACCAAAGUUUGAUAAAGAUGAUUCCGUGAAUCAAUCUCAUUCUAGUACAAUACAAAUCAGUGGGCAAAAUAGAAUUGAUAAUGGAUACGCAAAAGAUGCGGUUUACCAAGAAUUCAAUUUGCCUGACAAUAGUGAUACCUCAAAGGAUAUCAAGCGACUUUUAGUUGGAGAUAACUUUCCUCCGGUCGUUGCAUUUUCCUCUACUAUGGACAGCCACAAAGAAAACUUAGGUAUCGGACAAACUGUUUUGUUUGAGCACGUUAUAACAAAUAUUGGAGGUGGCCUUGACCCAAACACCAGUAUUUUUAAAGCUCCAAUUACUGGUGUAUAUCAUUUUGACGUCGUCAUAAUGAGUCACCAUGGAGAGGAUAUGGAAACAGAAAUAGUUAAGAAUGGAAAUGGGCUCGUCCGACUGUAUUCUGGUAAUGGUGACACUUGGGGUGUAGGCAUGCAGUCGGUAGUGAUCCAGAUGAUUGCAGGAGAUGAUGUUUGGGUUAGAGUUUAUAACAAUCCAUCUAUUAAUGACGGAAAUAUUCGUGUUUUUGGAAGCCUUUGGUCAUCUUUCUCUGGGUUUUUGGUUCAAUAA